CAUAUUCAUCACCUUUGACCUAAGCUGUCACGUGACCUACAAAACAGUAGCGGCCCCUCUUGCUAGCUGGCUGAAGCUAACCGGGAGGACUUAUGCGGACAUUUCCAAAUUGGAGACAUUUCACACAAUGAACCAGACUAAACAGGAGGAGGAAUAUGGAUACGACUUAUUCCCGGAGAGAAACCCGGGAGGGCACAAGAAAAUGUCAAUUGCAGAGAGCCUGUUCACUUUUAACAACAAGUGUCAGGUCAUGUUACAGUUUGCAGUGGAAACCAGUCCCUACGCCAAACUCCUCCUGAGUGCCAUGAAGAGUUCGGGAUGCCAAGUGCUUAAAGACCGGCACUUCUCCUGUGAGGACUGCGAUGGGACGGUCAGCGGCGGCUUCGAUGCAGCCUCGUCUCAGAUUGUUUUGUGUCAGAACAACAUCCACCAGCAGUCCCACAUGAACCGAGUGGUCACGCAUGAGCUCAUACACGCCUUUGACCACUGCCGGGCCCACGUGGACUGGUUCAACAACUUCAGACACCUGGCCUGUUCAGAGAUCCGGGCAGCUAACCUCAGUGGCGACUGCUCCUUCACCAACGAAGUUGCCAGAUUCAACUUCGGCUUAAAGCAGCACCAUCAGGAGUGCGUCCGAGGCCGCGCGCUUCGCUCCAUCCUGGCUGUGAGGAAAAUUAGCCGAGACGAGGCGGAGAAAAUAGUUGACGAGGUCUUCGAGCCGUGUUUCAAGGACCACGCGCCGUUCGGACGGAUCCCACACAGCAAGAAGGACGCCAAGUUUGCCUACAGAGCUUACAUGAACAGGGACCGAUAUUAUGCAAACCUUUAGUGUUAUCGCAUUUUCAUUAAACUCCCAAAAGGGUGCUCAGGAGGGCUGACUGGAGCUCGGCAAUGCGGUCAGCAUAAAAGCCUCAGCUGAACGACUGUGUGUUGAAUCAAUCAUAUCCCUUCAGAAAGGGAUUUUUAGACAAUGAUUUGUCCUUGGAAGAGGAAACAAAGGAAGGAGCUGCGUACAGCUACAUGCUACCUUCUGGACACUCAUUCAGAAUCAUGUAAGGACUGAUUUUACUCUGGAAGUAUUAGUGAUUUUUGUCCUCUGUUUUUAGGUGAUUAAUGGGUGCUGUUAAGGAAAUACACAAUUUCCUUUUUGUACAUCAGUGUGUGCUGUGAUGACAAAUAAGGAAGUAUUUCUCUUGGUGGCUCUUCAUCUUGUUGCCACAUUGACCUCCAUAAAUUUCCUCUAAAUAUACUUGAUUGUAUGUGUAUUAAACAGAAUCAAAUUGUAUGUAAAUUAAAGUUUAUUUCGUCUGGAAA
Molecule: messenger RNA, 1314 nt
Organism: Archocentrus centrarchus (flier cichlid)
Lineage: Eukaryota; Metazoa; Chordata; Actinopteri; Cichliformes; Cichlidae
Gene: atp23
Product: ATP23 metallopeptidase and ATP synthase assembly factor homolog
Exons: 6
Coding region: 128-829 (233 amino acids)
Biological process (GO): mitochondrial proton-transporting ATP synthase complex assembly; mitochondrial protein processing
Molecular function (GO): metalloendopeptidase activity
Source: RefSeq, a predicted model, not a curated record